This is a messenger RNA of Suricata suricatta (meerkat), 1813 nucleotides long. It is a transcript of the gene C9H14orf119, whose product is annotated as chromosome 9 C14orf119 homolog. The transcript is spliced from 2 exons. The record is from RefSeq and is a predicted model, not a curated record. Bases 677 to 1105 code for a protein of 142 amino acids. Lineage: Eukaryota; Metazoa; Chordata; Mammalia; Carnivora; Herpestidae.
CCGACACCCCAGCAACGCCGUCCUCUCACCCCUUUAAGCCGCUUGACCAGGGCACUCUUCUGCCCGCUCUUGGCUAGGCCUCGCUGCUCCAGUGCGGCCUUCAGGUCGGUCACCCGCAGCGCCUGAAGAGGCUUCCCGUCCAGAGUCACCUCCUCCAGCUCCGCCAUCUUGCGUGAGGUACUCGGGUCCGUCCCGACGGCUUCGGGCAUCUUCGGUAAUUUCCGCCAACGCCCUUCGAACGGACCGAGCUGACCCCGCCCACUGCCGUAGUCAACCCCUCGAUUACCACUCAGAACUCCCCGGGUUUCUCCGGAACUGCUCGGGUAUUUUCGUCUCCCCAUCGGCACCAAUCAGUUCUUCCCAUCCUCCCAGCCGCUCCCCCUCCCUCACCCUGCUGUCGGAGCUCGGUUAUCUUCGUCUCACCGAGGCUUUGAAUCGAAUGUACUCGGAAGCCCUCGACUCUGGGUAACCAAAAUCGGAGCUACUCGGCUAUCUCCGACCCUAAGGCUGCGGCGCUGAGGCGCUUGGGAUUUUGGGGCUGAUCCGGGACCGGAAGUGCGUGGGCAGCCGGACUGGCCCUGCUUAAGGUUUUCAGGAAACAUGGAAGCGGCGGCGACAGUUGGAGUUUAAGCACUUUGUGACUGUCUCCAGGUGCCCUGUGAGAGGAAAGGGGAGGAUGCCACUGGAAUCAUCUUCCUCUUCGAUGCCACUACCCUUCCCUACUCCCUUACCCUCAGUACCAGACAGUGUUACUAACUCUUCCCCUCCCCCAAUGUCUUACAUCACUUCCCAGGAGAUGAAGUGUAUUCUACACUGGUUUGCCAGUUGGUCAGGUCCCCAGCGUGAACGUUUCCUACAGGACCUGGUAGCUAAGGCAGUGCCGGGAAAACUACAGCCACUGCUGGAAGGUCUGGAGCAGCUUAGUUUGUCUGGAGCAAACCGACCACCUUGUAUCUUUGAGUGUCAACUACGUCUUUGGGAUCAGUGGUUUCGAGGUUGGGCUGAGCAGGAGCGCAACGAAUUUGUCAGGCAGCUGGAGGUCAAUGAGCCAGACUUUGUGGCACAGUUUUACCAAGCAGUGGCUGCUACAGCUGGUAAAGAUUGAUGGGCAUUAAAAUCAAAGAAGAUUUUCAUCUCUGAUGGAGCUGCAACUUUACAGUGAAAACUUCAAAGGUGUCACUUAACAGGUCUAGGGAUGGUAUCCUGAUCAGCUGACUGAACUCCUUGACCAGGACAGGCUUGGUUAUUUCAAUGUUCCUAGCAUGUCAACUGGGCUCCCAGCAGAAGUGUUUUCCAUCUAAGUAAAUCCAGAUCAGUCAGCCUCCUAGCUCCUUUCUACAUGUCAAACCCUCAAGAAUUCAAUGGCUUCUUUUGCGAGCAUAACCAAAAGGAACCUACACAUUAUAACUCACGCCUAUUGCUGGCCCAUGAGGGUAUAAAGUAGAGCCUGUUCCAGAAACAGGAAAGAAGGACAAUAAAAGGUCAUGUUUUUAUAUGACUUGAUUCAGGUGGCUGAUUUUACCACUGUUACCAGGUUCUGGCGUAAUUAUGUGGCAUCCCAACUAUUAGCCUUCCUAGUGAUGAUUUUGUAAAAUUAUGGAAAAAUUAGGAGAGGGAGAUAAUUAGUUACUCCUUCCAUGCUAAUGUUUGUUUGAAUCCAAAUAGCCAUGGCUUUUUCUAAAGCAUAUGGGAUAUCCUUGGAGCUGGUUUGCUCCUGUACGUUUGCUCUACAAUAGGAAAACAAGUGACACUUUUUUUACCAGUUGAAGUGUUUAUUUUUUGUAUCAAAAUAAAGAAUGUUCAGAACCACAAA